Messenger RNA from Rotaria sp. Silwood2, 315 nucleotides. Lineage: Eukaryota; Metazoa; Rotifera; Eurotatoria; Philodinida; Philodinidae. The record is from the annotation of a GenBank genome assembly.
AUGAAACCAACAGAUAGCCAAUGGAUCAAAGCACCUGGUGUGGAAUUUUUCAAAGCUAUUCGCAGUGCAUUAGGGGAUCCAUUGCCUUUAAUUGUAGAAGAUCUCGGUAUUCUGACAAAAGAAGUUUUUGAUUUACGUGAUCAAUUUAAUUUACCCGGUAUGCGCAUCUUUCGAUUUGGCUUCCUUCAUCAUCCACAUAAUUAUAUAAGAAAUUGUGUUGCUUAUAAAGGUACUCAUGAUCAUCCAACGGUACUUGGCUGGUGGACUCAACAUGCUUCCGAUAAUGAAAAGAAAACAUUUGUUACUUACAUUUGA